Canariomyces notabilis is the source of this 1791-nucleotide messenger RNA. RefSeq lists its product as uncharacterized. The transcript is spliced from 11 exons. The record is from RefSeq and is a predicted model, not a curated record. NCBI's taxonomy places the organism in Eukaryota, Fungi, Ascomycota, Sordariomycetes, Sordariales, Chaetomiaceae. Gene Ontology annotation, molecular function: GTP cyclohydrolase II activity. The coding region runs from base 141 to 1673 and encodes 510 amino acids. Gene Ontology annotation, biological process: riboflavin biosynthetic process.
AGGCACCAAUCUGAUCGACAUCAUCGCACCUGGGUGUCACCGUCUCGUCUACGCCCUCUGUAUCGUUGCCAAUCUACCUAUUUUCUUGAUUUCACCUCCACUCUAAUCGCUCCUGCCUCCUACUGUAUCCAGUUCUCGUGAUGGCUUCGGACUUGGAAGAGGUACAGAAGGUCUUGAGGACCGUCGCUGAGGGUCAGGCGCAGCUCUUGUCCGCGGUCGAAUCAAUCUCGCAGCGUGUCGGUGAGCUGGAGAGAUCUCGAGAUGGCCACCGCCAAAACAACCCCGAGAUAGAUGGGGUUGGUCGGACCGCGACUCCGCUCGGCUCGGGCUUUACACACACACCGGCGGCGGUGAUGCCGGCCGAAGCGGGGACAAGGACGCCUCCGGCGCCGUCCUCCCCGGAAGUCAAAUCCGGCUUCUCCUCUCGCGUAAUCCUAACCACCUAUCCUAAGCAGAUCGGUAUCAAGCCGCUGCCGUUGGAUUGGGGCGCAGCAGAUCCACUACAGCGCGGGCCGGUGACCGUGUCCAGGUCGGCAUCCACCAUAGGGAGACGGAACGCCAUCGGUGCUCACGGAGGGUCGUAUUCCAUCUAUUAUGCAUUAGCCCUAGCCAGCAGGGAGCUCAAGGCCGAUCACAAGCCCGACUACACUAAUACCGAGCCCGCCGUGAAGAUCGGCCCUUUUCCCCAGUGGUCUGACAAGAAGAAGAUUGUGGCCAUGGACCCCUGGGGGCACUUGGUGCCUUGGCUCUUUAAGGAUGUCAUGGAGAAAGAAAACGUGGAUCUCCGGCCGACUAUUGCUAUCACCAAGGCCCACAUGAAAUUGCCCGAACUCGAGGAGAGCGUGAGAAGCGGACGGCUGGUUCCUGAUGGGAAAGUGUGCCUCAACAAAUUUGGCGAGCUCAGCGUGACCAAGUUCGCUGUCGAGCCUGUCUGGUAUCUCCCGGGCGUUGCCGAACGAUUUGGCAUUGAUGAAGGCACGCUGCGCAGGUCGCUCUUCGAGCAUACGGGGGGCAUGUACCCCGAGUUGAUAACCCGCUCCGACAUCAAGGUAUUCCUGCCGCCUAUUGGCGGCUUGACGGUUUACUGCUUCGGAGAUCCGGCCAAAAUGUCAGAUCCUUCCAAGAGGCUCGCAUUGCGCAUCCACGAUGAGUGCAAUGGAAGCGAUGUCUUCGGCUCCGACAUCUGCACGUGCAGGCCGUAUCUCAUCUUCGGCAUCGAGGAGGCGGUAAAAGAAGCACAAAAUGGCGGCAGCGGUGUUGUGAUCUACUUCCGCAAGGAAGGCAGAGCUCUUGGCGAAGUGACAAAGUACCUCGUAUAUAACGCCCGCAAGCGCGGGGAAGAUCGUGCAUCGGACUACUUCAAGAGAACCGAGAACAUCGCGGGGGUCAAGGAUAUGCGGUUCCAAGCCUUGAUGCCGGAUAUCCUGCACUGGCUAGGCAUCCAGAAGAUUGACAGAAUGCUCAGUAUGAGCAACAUGAAGCACGACGCGAUCGUGGGACAGGGUAUCCCCAUCCACGAGCGAGUUGAGCUCCCCGAGUCGUUGAUCCCAGCGGACUCGAGAGUAGAGAUCGAUGCCAAGAUCAAUGCCGGAUAUUUCACAACGGGCCAGCGAAUGACGGAGGAACAGCUCAAGUCAGUGCAGGGCCGCAUAUGGGAGGACAUCGACCACUAAAGGUCCGUCAGGGCUGUGCUUUACGGAUCCAGAUGGCCUGCAGGUGCGCAGUAUUUAAGCAGUCACGCCUGCCGUUGCGAGCCGCUCACCCUCCAACAUGGACCCGCCAAUACCGUUG